Solea senegalensis (Senegalese sole) is the source of this 1368-nucleotide messenger RNA. RefSeq names its product protein SREK1IP1-like. The coding region runs from base 86 to 643 and encodes 185 amino acids. The transcript has 5 exons. The record is from RefSeq and is a predicted model, not a curated record. Gene Ontology annotation, molecular function: zinc ion binding; nucleic acid binding. NCBI's taxonomy places the organism in Eukaryota, Metazoa, Chordata, Actinopteri, Pleuronectiformes, Soleidae.
GUAGACGGAAUGUUUCCGGUCGACGUUAUUUUGAGAGAGGACUGGAGAAUCGGAAGGUUUACUUUUGUACUUUUACGGCUUCACCAUGGAGAAUUCAGCGUUUGCUCCUGGUCCUAACAAGGACAACAUUCGAGCCGGUUGCAAAAAAUGUGGAUAUCCGGGCCAUUUAACGUUUGAGUGUCGAAACUUUGUCAGAGUUGACCCCCAAAAGGACAUUGUUCUGGACGUCAGCAGUACCAGCACGGAGGAGAGUGAAGAUGACAUGCCUGCAGCUCAGCAAAAUGUAAAGCGAGAGAAGAGUGGUCAGCAUCGCAGACGUUCCCCUGACGAUGACGGAAACGAGAGACAGAAACGGAAAAAGUACCGACACAGAAAGUCCAGAAAGAGAUCACUUUCAUCAUCAAGUGAUGGGGAUACCAUGAAGAAAAAAAAGAAACACAGCAGGUCCAGCUCCUCAUCUGAUCAAGAGGAGAAGGGGAAGAAAAAGAAAUUGAAAAGCCACAAGAAGAAAAGCAAAAAGAACAAACACAAAAAGGAGCACGGGAAGAAUCCCAAAAAGAAACAAAAAAGCAGGAAACAUAAAUCAUCAUCUUCAUCAUCAUCCUCUUCUUCCAGCUCCAGUGAAUCAUCAGACAGCGACUAAGGUAUAACUUGAUGCUAGACGUCUAACGUAUCUCAGUCACUGAAAAGUGUAUGUUGCAGACAUUGUGUAAAUCAGACACCCAGGCUUGUUCCACAGAGAAGGUGAUAUGAAUUCUUAAAGCAAACACUUUCAUCUUUAUAAGUAUAGUUUGUUUUCACACUUCAGAGUUGACAUCCAUACUGAGCCACUGUGUUGUUGUUGUUUUUCAUAUAUCUGAUAAAAUUCUCCUAACAAGUCGCAAGUGACAUGUUUAGUGUCAUAUUGAACAUCACUGUAUAGUGUCCAAUAAAGAACUUAAGGUAGAAGCCAGGAUAUUUGGUUCCUGUAAUUUGUCAAGCCAAAGUUAUUUAUUUUUGGUGUUUUCUUAUACAUUUUGUUGAUUUAAUCCUUUUAGAUUCUGCUAAAAAAAUUGUAGUGAAUUGUGAAUUCAUCUUCAAUUGACCAGAGGGUUUGUCUUUAUGUAGUUUUUGCUCAUUAAGUCUUUGAACUUACUUGUAAGACAGUGUUGCUGCCAGUCAUGUCAAUUAAUUUUUAUCACAUAUUCAGCCAAUUCAGCAUUCAUUCCAAAACAUUUGUGAUGAUAUUGGGAAAAUUGUCAACACCAUAGCUUCUUUAUGCAUUGUGCAUUUUUGUCAUCCACCACUUUUUUCAUGGGUUCAGACUUUGGUCCUCCUCAAUAAUUGGAAUUCUCUGAUGGAAUUAAAAAUAUAUUUGUGUUAAAGGUA